This is a messenger RNA of Peronospora farinosa, 912 nucleotides long. The record is from the annotation of a GenBank genome assembly. NCBI's taxonomy places the organism in Eukaryota, Oomycota, Peronosporomycetes, Peronosporales, Peronosporaceae.
AUGGUUGUGUCCGGUACACUCACUGUCAAAGUCGAUCGAUUUGAAGGGGGAAAGUCAGGCGACAAGUAUAGUGUCCGUUUUGUACUGGGAGACAAGGAGCGCCACACGAAAUACGUGUCGGCUGAUGAAAAGAUUGAGGAAACGUUGCACUUUGACGUGGACAGGACGACGGAAUAUGAAGAAGUAACGAUUGAAGUGCUUGGACAGAAUCAAGACAAGCCAUUGGUGUCUACUAAGCGCACACUACAGGACUUUAUGAAGGGACUUCAGAACGAGACGUUGACGUUUACCUCUGGCCCUGUGUCAUCGGCGAAGGAGACGCGUGUUAUCUUUGGUACGGAUUGGACGCAAACAAAGAAAGAGUCGACGUUGGCAGCUGCUGAGACGCAUCGUCCGUGGUUUAUGCGUGCUUCGUAUUAUUACGACACGACGAAGAAUGUGUAUGACUAUACGACGAGUUUUCGGAUUGUAAAGCCAUUUGCUCGUCUUGGAGAAGGAACGGUGAAUACGGUCUUGGCUACAGUCUUGGGCAAGACGUUAUAUGAUGUGGAUCAGUCGUUGAUGGUGCCAAUGCUUGAUUCUAUGGAUAAUAAGGUGGAUUCGACCAUUUCUGUAGCGUUUACGAAGCUGUAUGAAGGUCAACAGAUGGCGGUUAGGACAAAGAACAAGGCAGUUCAUGGCGUGUCGACGGUGGCUCGUAAAACGGGAAGCACAGCCGUCCGUGCGACGAGUUACACGGCACAUAAGGUCGUUGCAGCACCAGGUGCAGCAAUUGGUGUGGUGAUUGGUGUGGCUGAGUAUGCAGGGUCUCAGGUGAAGCACGCAUCGUCGUCGACGUUUGGCAUGGUGCGGGGUGUGACGUAUUCUGUUGCUAGUCAUAUACCCAUUCUCGGGCCCAAAAUACGGGCUUAA